GUUUCAAACACACAGCGUCGUUUCUCAAACAGGGUUACAUAAACACUGAGCCGUGCAGAGGGUUUUUUUUUAGUUAAACGAUAUUGCAUAGCAGUUUGUAAGGCGUGGACGAUUUAAAAAAGCUACUAAACAGAAUCCUGUGUGCUGCCAUGGACAGUGUGAAGAUGGAAUCUGUCCAGAUUAAAGAGGAGUUCCCUGAACUUGAACCUGUCCCCAUUAGAGUGGAGUUCUCUGAGCUGGCUUCCCUCCCCAUUAAACAGGAGCUCUGUGAGAUGCAAUGUGACAGCAGCCAGCCAGAGGUCUCCGAGAUUAAAGCUGAGCACAAUGAAUUGGAGAUCCCCCAGACAGAAGAACCCCUUCCUGUUAAUCAAGAAGAGGUGCUGGAAACUGUCUGUAUUAAACAGGAGCCCCCUGAAGUAGAGUUUGAGCACAUGGAACCAGUGAAGGAAGAAUCAGAGGACUUCAAACCAAACAUCCUUGAGCAGGAGCGUGUACGCCUGCGGGAGUGUAGCGUGGUGCUGGAGAGAAUCUGCGUGAGAGAGCAAGGCGCUGGAGAGGAAGGCUCUCCCAACAGCACGCAAGGAGGUGGAAAGGAAGACGGGCGCUCCCAUUCAGAAUGCAGUCUAGCAGGUUCCAGUUCAGCAGCUAAAGCGAGGGCGGGCGGUGGAGAAUAUCCUGACUGUGGGAAAGGUUUCACCCAGUUAGGACAUUUAAAAAAAACACAGAAAAUUCACAGAGGAGAGAAACAGCAUCACUGCUCUGACUGUGGGAAGAGUUUCAAUCAGUUAAACAGCCUUGUUUCACACCAGCGAAUUCACACAGGAGAGAAACCGUUUUGCUGCAGUGACUGUGGGAAGAGUUUCAGUCAUUCAAGCAACCUGAAAAAACACCAGCGAAUUCACACAGGAGAGAAACAGUAUUGCUGCUCUCACUGUGGGAAGAGUUUCAGUCGGUCAGACAGCCUUGUUUCACACCAGCAAAUUCACAAAGGAGAGAAACCGUAUUGCUGCUCUGACUGUGGGAAGAGUUUCAGUCAGGCGGGAAACCUGAAAGCACACCAGCGAAUUCACACAGGAGAGAAACCGUAUCACUGUUCUUUCUGUGGGAAGUGUUUCAGUCGGUCGCACAGCCUUGUUUCACAUCAGCAAAUUCACACUGGAGAGAAACUGUAUUGCUGCUCUGACUGUGGAAAGAGUUUCAGUCAGUCAGGAGACCUGAAAACACACCAGCGAACUCACACAGGAGAGAAACCGUAUAUCUGCUCUGACUGUGGGAAGAGUUUCAGUAACUGGGGAAACAUGAAAAAACACCAAAAAAUUCACACAGGAGAGAAACCGUAUUGCUGCUCUGAUUGUGGGAAGAGCUUCAUUCAGACGGGAAACCUGAAAGCACACCAGCGAACUCACACAGGAGAGAAACCGUAUUGCUGCUCUGCCUGUGGGAAGAGUUUCAGAGAUUCAGGAGACCUAAAAAAACACCAGCGAAUUCACACAGGAGAGAAACCGUAUUGCUGCUCUGACUGUGGGAAAAGUUUCAAUCAGUCAAACAGCCUUAUUUCACACCAACGAAUUCACACAGGAGAGAAACCGUAUCACUGCUUUGUCUGUGGGAAGAGUUUCCGCGUUAAACAAAGCCUUCAAAACCACCAGCGAGUUCACAAAGGAGAGGAACCUUAAAGACUAUGUUCUAGGGACGUGGCUUUGGUACAUUUUUAUGAACAUUUAAAUACUAUGCAGUGUCUACACACACACACACUCUUUAUAUUGCAUUCUGAUUUAUACUGACAGCCCUGGCUAGUAUUUUCCAAGCAAAGAACCCCUGAAUAAGAAAAUAACGUUUUAACAUCACAAUGACUUUACUACAAAGUGAAAAAAAAAAAACCAUACACACCAAAGUAUAUAUUGAAAUCUUUCAAUUUUAAUGUCCUCUUCAAUCAAACAAUGGUUGUAAUUGAAGUUAUCAGUGGAGAUGGAACUAUAUACAUAUUAAAAACAUUUUCGGAUUGUAUGUUUUUAGAAUUUUUGUUUCUUAAAGGUUCAUUUAACAAAAAAAAGCAUUUUUAAAAAAAAAAUAUGUAUAAGUAACUUUGCUCAAAAUUCUAUGCUUUUUAAAAAAAUUAAAUUAAAUUAAAAACGAGCAUCCCCCUCUGCACAGCGCUAAUGCACAAUGGCUGCAGCAGAGAAGAGAAAGUGACCUGUGCCGACACUGGGAAAAAAAGUCACCAGGAAAAAAGAACAGCACAGGAUUUUGGAAUUUUAAAGAGCACUGUGACUGAUAUUAAAAGGUCUGCCUCCCAGCUUUUUAAAGGUUGUAGUCUUUGAUAGUAGGGGUUGGCUUUUAGAGAAAUAUAUUGCUUGAGUACUUCCAGAGCAUUACAAUUUCAGAGUACUCGAAUCUACCGCUGCUUGAAGACAAAACGCUUCCUUUUUAUAAUAUCCACAGCAGUUGGAUACGCACCGUAUAUGAUGAUAAAUGACUAAAAUUAAUACAUAAAUAUGCAUUUGGUGAAAUUUGUCAUGUGACCGUUUAGACAUCUAGCAUAUUAUUCAACAUUUGACCACUUCUUUAAAUGUGUACAAUUCCCAUCCCUGCUGCGUUCACCUUGCAUUAUGAAUCCCUGUGUAAUUAGCGUUUUGUGUAUCACUCUUAAGAGCAUGCAUUUUAAAUGGUAAAAAUGCUCUUCAGCUCUCUUGCACUCUGAUUGUGUCAGAAAGUGGGCGGAGACGCGGACACGUCACAAGAGGCUUCUCUGCUGUCAGUUUAACUCAGGCUGUCAAUGCAGUCAGUGCCUGGGAGCGGGAAUAUGCAGAAAGGAAACUAUUCUGCACCUCAUCUGAUGGACGAGUCAGGAGAAAUUGAUAACUCAGUGUGGGGAAUGAGUUUCAUUUAAACGUCAUCAUGAUUCUAAAACUAAUGAACAAUGAUAGUGUCCCAUGGCUGUAUUAUGAGAUGAAUGGCUGAAUAUUGCGCGACGUGUAGCUUUGCAAUGUGCAUUGUCCAUGCUUGUAUUCGUGCCUGCUUUUGUAAACCUAUGGAUCUUAAUUACAGAAAAUUUAAUUGUGUAAUCUGAGUUCUAAUGAGACUUGACUGUUCAAUUAAACCUUGUGUGUGCUGAUUGAAUGAUUUGAUUGAUAUACAACAGGAUACUAAACCAUGCUAAAGAAAGAACAGAAUACUGCACUGCUCUGUAUCACCAGGAUGUGUAAGCAAUGUGCAUUUCAAUACCUUCCUGCAUUGCUUGCUGUUCUCUGAGUUUAAUAAAGUAUUAGUAUUAAACUCUUGCAUUGAGUGUAUCAUUCUGCAUUAACCCAUUCAAGAAACUUAUACUAGUGAGCCACAUAACAUAGGGAAAGUGCCAUCUCCCAAAUGUUUAAUCCAUUGCAGUGUACCAAAUGUGCCAGGUGAUGUGUCUGUCUAGUGGAUUAAGCAGGUUUAGUCCAGCUGAUUGGACUAAAGUUAGUACACCUUGAAAUCCCGAUUGCAGUGGAACAGAAGUUAAUCCUCACAGGUAGAUCAUCUGCUAAAUGAGACUAAACAAGAUCCCGAUUGCAGCAGCGUACCAGAUCAGAUUCGUGAUGAUCCUGUUCAAGUGGAUUAACUCAGUACUGUGAAGGAGAAGACUAACUUCGUACGCUUGCUCGUUCUAAGCAUUUACUGCUUACUGUUUUUUUGCAGACAGCUGUAUUUUUCCUCUGAAAUGACAAGUACAUCACGCUGGGGGAGUCAGGUCCGUGAGAUAAAUUCUCGCACAAUAUAUAUAGGCCCUGCAUUUAAAAUAAAGUUUUUUUAAUCAUGUUCUUUUGAUACCGUUUUCAGUUUAACGCAAUACAAUUCCAGUUAAUAUGCUUUAACUAUAAGCAACUUUAUAUAUUUAUCGGACACUGAGUUUUAUCGGAUUAAAUGCGUAAAUGCAGCAAAUAAGACACGCCUCCUCCCAACACGUGUUUUGUUUUUUUUCCCAAGCCUUUGUUUGUAGACUGACUACGAGACAGAGGUCGCUAUGAUUGUGGAUGUAUCAAGAUGCAAACUCAGUCAAAGCCUAGUUUCUUAUUUUUCAAUGUACCUGGGGAGACAACAGUCCUUUGUUUUGUUUCACAAGUGCACCUGGGAAUAUAUCAGAAGGACAUAUUUAAUCUUGAAAGUAGUCAUUUUGAUUGGAAUACGGCAAGCUGCACUCAUUAGAUGCAUGUUAUAUAUUCAUUCUUUAUAUUACUAUUAGAAAAA
This is a messenger RNA of Acipenser ruthenus (sterlet), 4224 nucleotides long. RefSeq names its product zinc finger protein 501-like. Gene Ontology annotation, cellular component: nucleus. Gene Ontology annotation, molecular function: RNA polymerase II cis-regulatory region sequence-specific DNA binding; DNA-binding transcription activator activity, RNA polymerase II-specific. The record is from RefSeq and is a predicted model, not a curated record. Bases 150 to 1676 code for a protein of 508 amino acids. Lineage: Eukaryota; Metazoa; Chordata; Actinopteri; Acipenseriformes; Acipenseridae. Gene Ontology annotation, biological process: regulation of transcription by RNA polymerase II. The transcript is spliced from 3 exons.